Molecule: messenger RNA, 1389 nt
Organism: Fusarium subglutinans
Lineage: Eukaryota; Fungi; Ascomycota; Sordariomycetes; Hypocreales; Nectriaceae
Product: DUF895 domain protein
Exons: 3
Coding region: 1-1389 (462 amino acids)
Biological process (GO): transmembrane transport
Molecular function (GO): transmembrane transporter activity
Source: RefSeq, a predicted model, not a curated record
AUGGCCUCUUCGCACGAUGGCUCCGUCAUCAACCUCCCAACCGCCUCCCCCACAAAACCAUCCUUCUUCCGCUCAAUCCCCUUCCAGAUCGCCAUAGCAUGCGGUGUAUCUUUCACAGCACCCGGAAUGUGGGACGCCCUCGGUGGUCUCGGCGCCGGAGGUGCAGCUGAACCCUACGCCGUAUCAGCCGCCAACGCGCUUGUAUACGGGUUAUUCGCAGCUGUUUGUAUAGCAGCUGGUGCGAUUAACAACAGAAUCGGUUUGCGAUAUGGCCUUGCGCUGGGAGCUAUUGGAUAUCCGAUUUAUGGCGCGGGUCUUUAUACGAAUAAUGUUGCGCCCAAGACGUGGUUUUUGCUGUUUGGAAGUGCACUUUGUGGUAUUUCGGCGGGUUUCUUCUGGGCGGCCGAGGCAGCCAUUAUUAUUGGAUAUCCUAGUCCCAAGGAUCGUGCAUUUUAUCUUGCUACUUGGCAAACUGCCAAGGCAGCAGGCCCAAUUGUCGGAGGCGCCAUCAAUCUUGGUCUCAACGCACAAACCUCAUCGAAAGGAUCCGUAAGCUCAGCGACAUACAUCGUCUUUAUCGUCAUCAUGUGUCUCGGUCUGCCCAUAGCCCUGCUUCUGAGCCCUGCGGACAAGGUUCAGCGAAAAGACCGCACGCUCGUCGUCGUUCAUAAGCAACCCUCCUGGUUCGCCGAGUUCAAGGCUGUUCUGUCGCUUCUCGUCACCAAGCGCAUGCUUUUGUUGAUCCCUGCUUUCUUCAUCAGCUACUUCUACAAUGGCUUCAUGAGCACUUGGUUGACGACAUACUUCACCGUCCGUGCUCGCGCUUUUUCGUCCUUCUUCACCAACUUCUCCGGUAUUAUCAGUUCGUUCCUGAUCGCUGGUUUACUGGAUCGUCAGUCCAUCUUUAUCAAAACUCGUGCUAGAAUUGCGUUUGCUUCCAUUAUCUUCAUUCUGAUUGGUACAUGGAUCUGGGCUUCCAUUCUCCAGAAGCAAUUCUACGAUGCUGAGGAGCCGCCUGUCUUUGAUUGGUUUAAGGGCGGUUUCGGCAAGGCUUAUACCCUCAUCUUCUUCUGGCAAUUCGGAGGCCAAGCGUUCCAACAGUUCUUGUACUGGCUUGUUGGACAGUACACCACUGACAUUUCGUCUUUGUCUUAUCACUGUGGUAUCCUCCGAGGAUUUGAGGCUCUCGGUCAAACCGUUGCCUGGGCUAUGCAAUCUGAAGGCAACGCCAACCAUUUUGUCAGCAUUGGUCUCAACUUUGGAAUCACUAUUCUGUGUAUCGUGCCAACAUGGAUCGUGUUAUCUGGACUGGAGCACAGCCACGAGAUCACAGUCACAGCUGAUGAGGUGUCUUCAACAAAAGAUCAAGAUCCUGAUACCAAAGCAUAG